Messenger RNA from Eurypyga helias (sunbittern), 2711 nucleotides. RefSeq names its product ring finger protein 216 (gene RNF216). NCBI's taxonomy places the organism in Eukaryota, Metazoa, Chordata, Aves, Eurypygiformes, Eurypygidae. The record is from RefSeq and is a predicted model, not a curated record.
ACUGGAUAAACUGCAGGGACAAAGGUCUUAUCAUGAUAUCAGAUUCCUCGGAUGAAGAAUUACCUUUGUUGCUGGAAACACCAGCCGAGCAGCAGCAUGAGGAAGAUGACGAUGAUGUAGUCAUCUUGGCAGAGACCCCAAAGCAUCACCAGCUUCUGCGUCCCAAUGUCAUCAGACCUGCUGCUCAGUGGCAGGGUGCAAACACUGUGGGGGAAGGAGGAUCUGAAAGUGCUGUCGAGCCCUUCAGGAGCGUGUAUCUGCAAGAUGGGAACUCAGCUCCACUGUGCCGAGGAGACCAGUAUAAUCACAUGGUGGAGAGCAGUGCUGGACCAAGCAGGGAUGAGAUGAACUUUGCCUUGCAGCAGCCUGGACCAUCUGAACUUAAUGGCCCCAGGUUUGAACUUCCUGGUAACCAGGAGCCUGGCCUGAGUUUGCUUCCAGCAAUAAAGAUGAGUGCACAGCCUGUUGUUAACAGAGAAAUCAUUCGUCUGGAGAGUGCAGACCUUCCCCUACAACAGGAAGAGAAGGUAGAAGCCCAGGGAUGGCAAGGAGAAAACUUGGAGCCAGAGCAAAACCUCGGAGGAACAACUGCUGCAACCACCCCAGCCCAGGAGAUCCACGAGAACAGCCGGCUGGUUCACCCAUCCUUCCAGCCGUUGGAAGGAGAGUCCCGUGCUGUAGAAAAUGGUUGCGCUCCUCAGCAAGGGCAGCCCAAAGCAGACUCAGGGUCUUUGAGGGCAUAUGGAGAGGAGGCUCCUGGGCCAGCCUUCCCCCGACCUGAGCCACAGCAGGAUGGGAUUCCAGGUCCCGCUUCGCCCCAGCCGGCACAUCCACCGGAAGAAAUGGGUCAGCAGGCCGCGAUAGACAAUGAGCAGCCAGGCCCAGCAUUCCCUGCACAGGGCUCUCAUGAACUCGGCUCUAGCAGUGUGCCAGAGCAAGGAGCUGCUGGGCAGGACCAGGACCUCACUGCGCUGCUCAUCAGAGAGACCGAAGCAAGAUUCCCAGAUGUGAAGAAGGAAUAUAUUGAAGAGCUAAUCAGCAUAAAGAACUGCUAUGACUUAAAUGUACUUUGUAACUUACUUCUGGAAAAUCCAGAUUACCCAAAGAAGGAAGGCAGAGUGGUUUUAAAUCCCAGCAGCAGUCUGCUUGCCAGCCAAGAUGAGACAAAGGUGCCUAAAGUGGACUACUUUGACUUUUCCAAACUCGCCCCACUUGACCAGCGGUGCUUUAUUCAGGCAGCUGACCUCCUUAUGGCAGACUUCAAAAUGCUGAGCAGCCAAGACAUUAAGUGGGCACUACAUGAACUCAAGGGACACUAUGCAAUCACACGAAAGGCCUUUUCAGAUGCCAUCAAAAAAUGGCAGGAGCUGUCUCCCGAAACCAGUGGGAAGCGAAAAAGGAGGAAAGAAAUGAAUCAGUAUUCAUACAUAGACUUCAAAUUUGAGCAAGGGGAUGUGAAAAUUGAGAAGCGCAUGUUCCUCCUGGAGAACAAGAGGCGGCACUGGAGAUCCUAUGACAAGCGCUCCCUACUCCCACCGGUGCUGCUGGAGCAGGAAUUCUAUGAGCAGAAAGUUAAAGAGAUGGCAGAGCACGCAGACUUUCUCCUUGCUCUGCACAUGAAUGAGGAGCAGUAUCAGAAGGAUGGUCAGAUGAUAGAGUGCCGCUGUUGUUACGGGGAGUUUGCGUUUGAAGAGCUAACUCAGUGUGCGGAUGGUCACUUGUUCUGCAAGGAGUGCCUAAUCAAAUAUGCUCAGGAGGCAGUCUUUGGCUCUGGGAAGUCGGAGCUCAGCUGCAUGGAAGGCAGUUGCACGUGUUCAUUCCCCACCAGCGAGCUGGAGAAGGUGCUUCCGGAGAACAUCCUCUGUAAAUACUAUGAGCGGAAAGCUGAGGAGGAGGUGGCAGCUGCCUGUGCAGAUGAGCUUGUCAGGUGUCCGUUCUGUAACUUCCCAGCUCUACUGGACAACGAUGUGAAGCAAAAACCUAAUCCCCGCUGCAGAAAGGAAACCUGUCGGAAGUGCCAGGGGCUGUGGAAGGAGCACAUGAACCUCACCUGCGAGCAGCUGGCUGAGAAGGAUGACAUCAAAUACAGGACGUCCAUAGAAGAGAAAAUGACAGCUGCCCGAAUUAGAAAAUGCCACAAGUGUGGGACUGGCCUAAUUAAAUCGGAGGGUUGCAACCGCAUGUCCUGCCGCUGCGGCGCUCAGAUGUGCUACCUCUGCCGGGCUGCCAUCAACGGCUACGACCACUUCUGCCAACACCCCCGGUCGCCCGGGGCUCCCUGCCAGGCCUGUGCAAAGUGCUCUCUCUGGACAGACCCCACAGUAAAUGACGAGAAGAUAAUCCAGGAGAUUCAGAAGGAAGCCGAAGAGGAACAAAGGAAGAAGAAUGGAGAAAACAGCUUCAAGCGGAUCGGCCCUCCCGCAGAAAAACCCGCCGAGAAAAUCCAGAGGAUUGAAGUCAUCCCCAGACCUGUUCCUCAGAAUCUCCAUCAACCCCGGAUGCCCCCUUACCCCUUUGUGCACCCUCCCUUCCCGCUCCCUCCUGUCCGUCCCAUGUACAACAACAUCCCCCUCAACAUCGGCCCCAUCCCUGCCCCCUACGUCCCCCCGUUACCGAACAUGAGGGUGAAUUACGAUUUUCCCCAGAUCAACGUGCAGCUGGAGCGCAACUUACCUAUGCACUUUGGUCCUCAGCCUCGCCACCGGUUCUGA